Molecule: messenger RNA, 744 nt
Organism: Penicillium canescens
Lineage: Eukaryota; Fungi; Ascomycota; Eurotiomycetes; Eurotiales; Aspergillaceae
Exons: 3
Coding region: 1-744 (247 amino acids)
Molecular function (GO): FMN binding
Source: RefSeq, a predicted model, not a curated record
AUGAACACAUCACCGGCAACCUCUCAACGUGCUCCAUGGCGUGAUAUACUUGACUCACAUCUCCAACAAACACAAGGAUAUGAGUUCACAAUUGCAACUAUCGGCUAUGAUGCUCGUAACCGUCCCGUGCCUCGUCUGCGCACCUGUGGUUGCCGCGGCUUCUUCCCGGAACUUGAGCUUCACCCUAAAGGCCAGGAAGCCAUGGACGAGCAAGUUGAAGGGCUUCCUCAGCUGGAGUCUUCGGGAAAUGCUAUUGAGGCGGUCUUCUGGUUAAAGGAUCUGAUGACCCAAUGGCGCAUUAAGGGAACCGCAUAUGCAAUUGGAGAUCCCACUAGCAAUGUUACAGAGAGUGAGAAGGCGUCCCGAGAGGAGAUCAAGAAAGGCUUGCGGGUGAAAGGUCAUAAUGAUGGUGAUAUUGCGAAUUGGACGUGGGACAAAGCUGUCACCAAGUACUUUGCAAAUCAUUCACCGGUUGCGAGAGGUUCUUUUCGAAACCCCCAGCCCGGGAUGCCUAGAUCCCAGAGUCCCGGCAAUCCAGCUCUGCGCCUUGGCCAGAAAGUCACAGAUCUUCAUGACCACGUUUCCCGGAAUAACUUCAGGGUUGUGGUGAUUUACCCAAAGGAGGUUGAGCGCUUGGAUCUGACAGAUCAAGAGGACGGGAAGAGAUGGAAAUGGAUACUGGGAGAGGGAGGUGCAAAUGGCUCGCUUGAUAUUCAAUGGAACGAGACUGAGGUUUGGCCAUGA